UUGGUGUUUCAGUAAUAGUUAUUAUGUUUUCAUUAGUAGUCUGGAUUCGAAUGGUUCAGUAUGGAUAAAUCGUUGCCUCAUUCACACGUCUCGAAGCUUCAAGUGAACCUAAUAACAGAGGUGAUGUUAGACGUGCCGCUGCUGCUGCAUUCCAGGCAGGGCCAGCCGCCAGUCAGUCUACCUUACUUUGCUGCUGCUGCUGCUGUCGCCUACGCUGCUGUUGCUACUGCUCACUACUGUUGGCGAUAGGUACUGGAUACUGCUGGCUGACGCUACUGGGUACUGCUGGCUGACGCCACUUAAUACUGCUGGCUGACGCUACGCUAAAUGUUUACAAGAGCAUUCUCAGCGACUUUUAGGUUUUCACACAUGCAAAUGAAUAAUAGGGUAAAAUUUUCGUUUCGGUCAUCCAUGUAUCUGAAAAUUCUGAUAAAAAAUCUAUGGCCAAAAAUUUGAUGUUCGGCCAAUCACUUAGGUAAAUUUACAGUUUCAGCCACAACUACUGCUCGACCAUAAAGUUUUGUGUUUCCAAAGGUAUUUGGUCUCAGUCAUAUGAAUUUAACCUUCAUUUCUAUCUAUCUACCUAUUGUUUUGGGAGAACCAAGCUCAUAUUAGGUCAUGUGGUCAGGGGUGUGACCUGAGUAUGUACUGUACGAGGGGCGGGCAACUCACAAUGACUUGCCCGCCCCUUAGCCCGGAUUAAGUCCACCCCCUGCUACUCCCUCAGCGCGCGGCUGUACGGCCCAGGUGGCUGGACACGACCUCUUAAUUGGGGAUAAUCAUCGGGAAUUUAAACAGAUUUCACUCAAACGUUGAUAAUUAUAUGUGCUGUGUUCAAGGAAGUUUUCAUAGUAAAGGUGAAAUUGUUUGAUAGUUGAAGGUACAGUAUAGUGUGCUGAGGUGGCCCUGACUGUGACCCACCAUGAAGAUAGUGUUAAUUUAAACUUUCCUGCACUAAGACGCGUGACAAUUACACUUGGGACCCGGAGAACUGUUUUAACUUUACGCUGUCGUCUACUAGGAUAGUGUCACGUAGACUGUACCUUGUUCGCUAGUUUUAGUUCUUUUCAUCAGUGUAAGUUUAAUUCACGUGGAGCAUAGGCCUCUUGGUAUUCCGGAAAGUGAAAUAAUGCAGCAACUUCAACGCUGACAUCUCUCGGUUGUUAAAUUACAAUGUCCAGUGUUCCAGAGUAAACAGUGGGUGUGGUCACGCCCGUCACAGAGGUGAUCUGUUAUCCCAGGUGCGACGCAGGUGUGAUGGUGACCUCUGGUAUAUAACAGAGGCUUAAGGUGUCUGUGGUCAGUACGAAGACGACGGUGGAUAUAUACUGUACGUCAACACCACCACCGCACUGCACCACCAAACACACUCACAAGUGGUGUAAAUAUUAUAUUUGUCAUCGACAAUACAAUUAAAGAUGAGGAUGUGGGUAUUGGUGAUAAGCGUGAGUUGUUGGAUCAACACGACCCAUGGACUUUCUUGGCUGUUCUCCCGUCCAGUGAAGGACCCCAGUGGCCGUUACAACGCCUGGGACCUGACUCACACCUUCCCUCAACCAUACGAUCCAUAUUACAACCUGCGUUUGUGUAACAACGACAGAGUGUGUGGGCGUCAUCAGUUUUGUGACUUGCACUUCGGUGUGUGUCGGGAGCAGUUUCUCGAAGGUCAUUCCUGCCGUCGCGACCCCAUGUGUCAGCGUGGCCUUGACUGUAUGUUGGGUACUUGUCAACCUCAUGUGGAGCGUGGGCGUGAAGGUGCCAGGUGUCACAAGAAUAGGAACUGUGAUCCAGAGUUAUGCUGCGCCCGCCACCAAGGACAACGCAUUUGUCAGCGUCUCCUCCCUCAAGAUCACAAGUGCUUCGUACCCGAUGGUGGUGUGGACUACUUCAUCAACGAGCGCUGCCCCUGUCAGCUGGGCCUCAUCUGCAAGUACACUAGCCCUGAUCCUCCCUCUUACGACCCCUCACUCACCUUCUUGUCCGCUUACGACAAUAUGAGAUGUGUCCCGCCCUCACACAGCCCUCACCACACCUGACAACAUGAGAUGUGUCCCGCCCUCACACAGCUCUCACCACACCUGACAACAUGAGGUGUGUCCCGCCCUCACACAGCCCUCACCACACCUGACAACAUGAGAUGUGUCCCGCCCUCACCACACCUGACAACAUGAGAUG
Molecule: messenger RNA, 2175 nt
Organism: Homarus americanus (American lobster)
Lineage: Eukaryota; Metazoa; Arthropoda; Malacostraca; Decapoda; Nephropidae
Product: dickkopf-related protein 3-like
Exons: 2
Coding region: 1419-2036 (205 amino acids)
Biological process (GO): negative regulation of canonical Wnt signaling pathway; multicellular organism development
Cellular component (GO): extracellular region
Molecular function (GO): co-receptor binding; receptor antagonist activity
Source: RefSeq, a predicted model, not a curated record